This is a messenger RNA of Aricia agestis (brown argus), 402 nucleotides long. RefSeq names its product vegetative cell wall protein gp1-like. The transcript is spliced from 2 exons. The record is from RefSeq and is a predicted model, not a curated record. NCBI's taxonomy places the organism in Eukaryota, Metazoa, Arthropoda, Insecta, Lepidoptera, Lycaenidae. The coding region runs from base 1 to 402 and encodes 133 amino acids.
AUGAACGGCAAGGUACUUCUUAUUGGCUGCGUUGCUCUGCUCUCCAUGUGCUCAGCACAGGACAGUGAGACGACGACAGCACCACCAUCAUCAUCCUCACCUGCGCCGUCAACGACAUCGGUACCGACUUCGCCAUCCGGCGUACCAACUCUGCCAUCAACACCUUCGAUACCGACACUGCCACCUAUGGAGGGUCUGCCACCGAUGCCAGCAAUGCAGCCAUCACAGGGCCUGCAGCCUCCUCAAGGCAUGCAACCACCAAAGGAUCUGCCAAAGGGUCUGCCAAAGGAUCUGCCAAAGGGUCUGCCACAGGGCUGGCCAUCUGUCCCUACCACGCCAGCUAACAAGAAACUCCCUCCCCUCCCAAAGAAGCUGCCGUUCCAGAGCUUCUCUUUCUUCUAA